Alternaria atra is the source of this 1416-nucleotide messenger RNA. RefSeq lists its product as uncharacterized. The transcript has 5 exons. The record is from RefSeq and is a predicted model, not a curated record. Gene Ontology annotation, cellular component: protein-DNA complex; nucleus. The coding region runs from base 1 to 1416 and encodes 471 amino acids. Gene Ontology annotation, molecular function: DNA-3-methyladenine glycosylase activity; DNA-7-methylguanine glycosylase activity; alkylated DNA binding. Gene Ontology annotation, biological process: base-excision repair, AP site formation; base-excision repair; DNA alkylation repair. NCBI's taxonomy places the organism in Eukaryota, Fungi, Ascomycota, Dothideomycetes, Pleosporales, Pleosporaceae.
AUGAUCCAUGAGUCCAUACUAACAAAAAGAGCAUUAAAGCAGACGACCACCCUAUUCACGAGAACAGCUACCAACUUGUACAACUCUCACAACAUGUCUCUGAGACGCUCGGCUCGCGUUGCGAGUAGUAAUAAGCCAAUCUUAUUAGAUAUCAAAACCCAGAACGGUGUUGCAAAAUAUGAGAAAGUCAGCAAAGCGAGUGUACCUGCGAAGAAGCGCAAAACCACGAGGGCGCCUGCGCCAACGUCGCCAGAUGCAACCAAGAGCGAAAGCACUACCAAUGGAGAGACCAAUGGAGCGGAAAACUCAUAUCAAGCGAAUGCAGCUUCAUCCCUUCCAGCCACACCUCUCCCCAAGAAGCGCAAAGCAACAUCAAAAUCAACGUCAGAAGCAGAAUCGCCACUAAAACCACCACCGUUCACACCAACGCCCGCUGGCGCCAGUAUCUUCUCAUCUGUGCCCUCGUCUUCUCCUUCUGAUUCCACCACCCGCCCAGCAGCUCCCCACACGACAAAUGCCAACCUAGCCACUCCAAAUGGCUCCCACGUGGUGCAAGCCUACGCUUCAUCUCCCGCCAAACCCACUGACCCUUCUCCAGCCAAGAAAAGAAAAGCAAAAGAGGUUGUCCCGCCAGAUGUUGGUGCCAUUCCCCCCGCAAGCACAGAUAUCGAUAAUCUGCUGAGAGAAGCGGAAGAGUUCCUCAUCAAGACAGAUCCUACACUGGAAAGAGUGGUGAAAGGGCAUAAAUGUGAGAUCUUCAGUCCAGAGGGAUUGAGAGAAGUGGUGAGGCCAUUCGAGUCGCUGGGGAAGGGGAUCAUUGGACAACAGGUAUCAGGUCAAGCAGCUGCAUCAAUCCGUGCAAAGUUUACUGCUCUCUUCCCCGACACACACCCUUCUUUUCCUUCUCCCGCCCAGGUCCUCACCAAAGACAUUCCUACACUACGUACAGCGGGACUUUCUCAACGCAAAGCCGAGUAUAUCUACGGUAUAGCUGAGAAAUUCGCAGCUGGCGAGCUCUCAGCUGAAAUGCUGGUUAGUGCCAGUGAUGAAGAACUCAUCGAGAAGCUAGUAGCGGUGAGGGGCUUAGGGCGAUGGAGUGUAGAGAUGUUUGCGUGCUUUGGUUUGAAGAGGAUGGACGUUUUCUCGACUGGGGAUCUUGGUGUACAGCGAGGCAUGGCUGUGUACGCAGGUCGCGACGUGAACAAGCUCAAGAACAAAGGUGGAAAGUGGAAAUACAUGACCGAGCAAGAGAUGCUUGACAUGGCUUCCAAGUUCAAGCCAUACAGGUACGUCCAUCUCUGCCGCAAACUCUGCUUUGCACAUGAGCUAACUCGUUUCUUCACUGCUAGGUCGCUCUUCAUGUGGUAUAUGUGGCGGAUUGCCGACGUGGAUCUUACUGUUCUGCAGAAGACUUGA